Messenger RNA from Venustampulla echinocandica, 990 nucleotides. RefSeq lists its product as uncharacterized. The coding region runs from base 1 to 990 and encodes 329 amino acids. The transcript is spliced from 3 exons. The record is from RefSeq and is a predicted model, not a curated record. NCBI's taxonomy places the organism in Eukaryota, Fungi, Ascomycota, Leotiomycetes, Helotiales, Pleuroascaceae. Gene Ontology annotation, molecular function: metallopeptidase activity.
AUGCGCCUUUUAUCUGCUGCAGUGGCAGCAUUCACUUCGCUAUCACUUACUGGGCAUGCUUAUGGAUAUUUGAUCGACCCUGACUCCUGCAAAGGCGACGACUAUACACUAGUGAAGAGCAUGGUUGAACAGGCUUUCACUAUGGUCAAUAUCGCGAUGGUUGAGGUCAACGCCCAACCUAUGAAUAAAGACGCCACUUGGCUCAUGAAACAGCUAUUCAACACCGAAGGAAGUGCUGCUCAGGCUAUGGUCAACCAGGUCUUUCAGGCGAAACCGCCAAAUAACAAAGGCCAACGAACUGGUAUCCUCGUCUUUGAAAAAGAGACGACGACUGCGAACCUUGAUACCUUGGACCAAAACGAGGUCGUCAUCUUCUGUGAUACGACCCGCCUCGAGCGAAGGGUUAAUGAUCUCGUGCAUUACUACGACAAAAAAGUCAAACAGGCAGUUGGGAAGUCAAAUGGCUGCAGUACUGGUGCCUUUAUGUAUACGCAACAAUUCGUCAAUAAAUGGGAUAUCAUCCAGGUGUGCCCGUGGUUCCUUGAGUACGCACACUCAAAGAAAUACGCGACCAAAGCAGACCUCUCAUCGCUACGUGCUAAAAUGGCGGUCCAUGGUCUGGACAAGUUGAUCACCGACAAAUUCUACACGCCUAUUGACUUGAUGAGUCUGUGGGACAAGUGCAUGCUGCACGAGAUGAUGCACACAAAACCGGGCGGGUCUAAGCAGGAUGUUGGUGGAGUUAGCGGUUACGGCUGGAAGAACUGCAAAGGCCUUGGUCAGAGUGGCACGGGCGUGAACAAUGCUGAUUCAUGGGCACUAUUUGGAAGUGCACUCUACCAGUUCUCCUUGGGAAGCCCUAUUGACGAGAACGGUGAUUUCAGUAAAACAGCAAUUCAAACCCGAAGCAACAGCAAGCGAAGGCUCGGUUCGGGUCCAGGCAGGGCAAGAGAUAUAAUAAAGUUAGACACUGUCAAGAAUUUUGUAUAA